Rubroshorea leprosula is the source of this 1272-nucleotide messenger RNA. The record is from the annotation of a GenBank genome assembly. Lineage: Eukaryota; Viridiplantae; Streptophyta; Magnoliopsida; Malvales; Dipterocarpaceae.
AUGAUCUCCAUUUCAGAUGAGGCAAUUAGACAACCUGUGUACAAUGCUCUCUCUAGAAUCUGCCCUCAGUAACUGGUCUACUUGUAGCAAAAUUGUAAAUAAGCUCAACCAUGCGGGUAACUUCAAGACUUACUCUUGAAGGAUCAAAGCUUGCAGCAGCUAUUGGAACUCCAAGAACAGUGAAAGUUACUAACCAUAACCCUCCUACACGAAGGAAAAGGGGGCCUGGUCCCAGUUCGCCCCAUGAGUACAAAACUCCAUCCUUCAGAGAUGAGUACUCAUUCACCUGUCGUCAGAUCAGAUGAAUGGACUAACAAAGCAUACAUUUUCUAGCUCCCAUAGAGCGUUAUCUUACCACCAUACAUUUUUGGCAUGGAUUGAGGGACAUACCGGUCUUUGUUCAAAGGGGACCUCAAUUUCCAAGCCAGGGUCCCAACUUUGGCCUUGGGAGUGGCUUGUACCUCCAUCUGUCUCAUCUCUCAAAGCCCUUACUGAAAGCAGCCAAGAAGGCUUUUGUGUUCUAUGGUACUUGGGUAAGCUUGAACCAUAGCUGCGCCCAAGCUUGUUAUGUCUUGCACUAGGAAUAAGAGAGCAGUACAAAUUCAGUCUGAUCAUUCUAUUCUUCUAUUCAAAGCCAACGCAGCAGACUAAUCUCUGUUCAUAUGAACUGGCAAAGAGAAAGAACAAGAUAUUUGAGCUCGCCUAUUAAAGGCCAUGGUUAAGGUUUUUCUUUUCUUUUUUGGUUAUUUUUUUCCUAUCCAGAAGCAUGGCUAAGAUUCAUUACGGGCCCAUACAUGACUUCCGUGGAGCAAAAACAAUAGAUAUUGCAAUUCAUUUUGUUUUGCAUUUUUCCCUUUGAUGAAGGUUGUUUUGUUAUACACUGUCCAUUUCAUGGGGCCAGUUGAAGCUUUGGGAGCGGGCGAGUUUUGGAGGCAUAGCCCGUGCAGCGUGGCAGUUGUUGCCUUACAUGCUACUUACGUGCGAAUGGCUUAUGCUUCCACGAGCAAGAGUGGUCAAAUUCAUUACGUGGGAUUACUUACCCCUUUUUAAAAAAAUAAUUAAAAAAAAAAAGGGAAAAAAGGGUUUCUCCCAGUACCAGUGUUUCCUCGGCAUUUGAUUCUAACUGUCGGUUGCGUCAUAUGUUUUUUUUUUAUGCCUAGUGCCUGCAGAGAAAUUGCAAUUUUAUUUUAAAGGUGUAAAAUGGAUAACUAAGAACUGGGGGAGAUCAUAGAUGAUCUAAAACCUUCCUUUUAAGGCGUAUGUUUUGAUUCA